This is a messenger RNA of Mytilus californianus (California mussel), 7437 nucleotides long. Its product is annotated as polypeptide N-acetylgalactosaminyltransferase 5-like. The record is from RefSeq and is a predicted model, not a curated record. Gene Ontology annotation, cellular component: Golgi apparatus. Lineage: Eukaryota; Metazoa; Mollusca; Bivalvia; Mytilida; Mytilidae. The coding region runs from base 773 to 2683 and encodes 636 amino acids. The transcript is spliced from 17 exons.
GGAAUGAAGAAGUUACCAUGAGAGGUCUUUUGUAUGUGGCUAAUAUAAUAUAAUGAUUGAAAUUAAAGUUCACAGUAAGAAGAACCAAAUACUAGACCCUUAACUCAUGAAACUUUCAUUACAUAAAGUGAUUUUAAGCAGGACAAAAGACAAUGGUCCCUUGUCAUUCAGACUCUGUAGAUUGGUUGUAAUUACUGAAAGAGAUACCAGGUGACAGAUUCAGCCUGCUUAGAGUUUCAGGUUCAUGAAUUUACAAACACAAAUGUGCAGGACCAAAUCUGAAAGAUUUCAAUAUUUUCAAAGGAAUCAAAGAUUAAAAGGAAUGGAAAAGUUUGACCAAGUAAGAAAAGAUAUUAGCAGUAUAUAGGGAAAGAUAUGUCACGAUUUUCUUCUUAGAACUGGAAGACCAGGAUUAACUGUAGAAUUCAAUCAAACCAGGUAAACAGUUUGUUAUCUUACCUGGCUAUAGUAAUCUUAAACGCCACCUCGACAUUACUGGUAUGUCUAUAGAAGAUAUGUGUGGGCCUAUCUCAACAGGACUUAGUGGUGAUGUGGCACACUAUCAGUGAAAGAUAUGACACAGUUUUGACGUGAUGUCACGGACUUAACCUGAUUUUGUAGUAAAUUUAUAGUGUUGAAUUUACAAACAGUUACAAUAGAAUAGGACUUAAUUGUGCAGAAAUCCAGAUUCUUCUCUUGUCAUCAGUUUUACCAGCAUCAUGACAUUAUAAUAACCACAACGUUUUUCAUUCCAAGGUGCUAAAUUAAGACAAUGGCGAGUUUCUUCCGUCGAAAGAAAGGACUUAUAUUCAAAUUUGUGAUAGGUGUACCAAUAUUAUGGUUUGCUACAGUGUUGCUUAUGACAUAUCAGGGAUCUUGGUCUCAAGACAGUCGUGUUGACACAGAGAAACGGAACAUUGAACCAGGCAUAAAUGCUCAGCAUGUGCCUGUGAACCGACAUGAUGAUUUUAGAGGUCAUGAUCGGAACAUUCACCAAGAGGAGCAUCAAAGACUUGCAAGGAAAAUGGAGGAAGAAAAAUUAAUUAGAGAAAGAGAAGAGAGAGAAAAAAGAAAUAUUGAAUUAAUGGAAAGACAAAAAGUGGAAGAAAUUAAACAUAAUCCAGUUUUGAAAUUUCAGUCAGGAGAAAAAGUAGAGAAAAUCAAAGUUGAUCCAAAUGCUCCAGGAGAACAAGGGAGAGCAGUAGAUAUAAAUAAAGAUAGCCUGAGUCCAGAGGAAAGGAAGAAGUAUGACGAUGGAUGGCAGAGAAAUGCCUUUAAUGAAUAUGCCAGUAAUAUGAUCUCAUUACACAGAAGUCUGCCAGAUGUCCGCGAUGAAGAAUGUAAAACCCAGAAAUACCGAGAUAAUUUACCAGACACCAGUGUUGUUGUAUGCUUCCAUAAUGAAGCCUGGAGUGUUCUUUUGAGAACUGUUCACAGUAUUAUAGACAGGUCUCCGCCACAUUUGUUAAAGGAGGUCAUCUUGGUGGAUGAUUUCUCAGAUAUGGAUCAUUUAAAGAAGCCUUUAGAAGAUUAUGCAGCAAAACUUAAGAAAGUGAAGGUAGUACGCACUAAACAACGUGAAGGAUUGAUACGAGCUCGUUUAUUAGGAUAUUCAGCUUCUACAGGAACAGUGCUCACAUAUCUAGAUUCACAUUGUGAAUGUGCUGAAGGCUGGCUUGAACCUUUAUUAGACAGGAUAGCAGAAAAUAAAUCUAUAGUAGUUUGUCCUGUCAUUGAUGUAAUUGAAGAUUCUUCCUUCAAAUUUCAAUAUGGCAGUGCUAAAAGUACAAGUGUUGGAGGUUUUGAUUGGAAUUUACAAUUCAACUGGCACUCCAUCCCAGAACACGAACGUGAAAGGCGUCAUUAUAAGGAUUAUGCCCCUGUCAGGUCCCCCACAAUGGCAGGAGGAUUGUUUUCUAUAAGUAGAGAAUACUUUACACAUUUAGGAACAUAUGAUCCAGGCAUGGAUAUAUGGGGAGGAGAAAACUUAGAACUGUCUUUUAGGAUAUGGAUGUGCGGUGGUACAUUAGAGAUAGUUCCAUGUUCUCAUGUUGGUCACAUUUUCCGUAAAAGAUCCCCGUACAAAUGGAGGACAGGUGUCAAUGUUGUGAAGAAAAAUUCUAUACGAUUAGCUGAAGUUUGGAUGGAUGAAUACAAAAAUUAUUAUUAUGAACGAUUUAAUUAUGAUUUAGGAGAAUAUGGUGAUGUGACUGAAAGAAAAGCAUUAAGGAAGAGUUUAAAUUGUAAAAGUUUUGAUUGGUUUGUCAAGAAUAUAUAUCCAGAUUUGUUUGUACCAGGGGACUCUAUAGCAUCAGGGGAGAUAAGAAGUAAAGCUAAACCAAUGUGUGUUGACAGUUCAGUUGAUUCACAUAAUAUGCAUAAACCAGUCAACAUGUGGCCUUGUCAUAACCAGGGUGGCAAUCAGUAUUGGAUGUUAAGUAAGACUGGAGAGAUAAGGAGAGAUGACGGUUGUCUUGACUUCUCGGGUGGCGAAAGCGUGAUUAUCUACCCUUGUCAUAGUCAGAAGGGUAACCAACAGUGGGAAUUCAGAGAGGACAAUACGAUUUUUCAUUCUAAUACACAGAAAUGUAUGGAAGUUUCAUUAGAUGGACAAAAAUUAUUAAUGAAAUCUUGUACUGGGAUAGAUAGACAGUUAUGGCAAUGGAAAAGAAAAAAACAAUAACACAUGCUGUGACUAGAAUUUUAAUGAAUUAAUCACCAUGAAAAUCCAGUCAUUCUCAUGGAUCAUUAACUGCCAAGGUUUACCGGUCUACAUUUAUUCAUUUAUUUGGGUUGGCUAUAUCAUUGAGUUUGUAAAUAUCAUUUUGUAGUAAAUUAGUCCCCAUUUCAUGAGGCCAUCAUUAAAGUAAGAGCCUUAUGAUAAAGUGUGUUUUACAGUGGUGACUGCUAAAAUCACAGAGAUACUGCUCUUAGUAUACAGUAACAAAGAAACAUUAUAAGAGGAAUUGUCUCUCUUGAGGGGAGCCAUAUAAUUUGGGGGAAUUCUGUAUAUAAAUCAUUUACUUUAGUGGUUAAGAAAUUAUGGGUUUGAAAUCUCAGUUGAUUAUAGUUGAAACUUAGAUUUAUAUUUAAAUAUUUUAUCAUAUUUAACUAAUCAUACAUGAAACUAAAAAAAUCGUCUUAAAAAAGUAGUUCACAAUAUCUACCUUUUUUUUUAACAUUUGACCUAGCUGUAAAAACUAAGAUAAAUACUGGACUUUAGAAUGCAGGUUCAGCAAUUAAUACUUCAUUCACAUAAUUAGUAUUAAGAUCUCAUUUGAAAAUAUAAAUGACUUAGUCUUUGUAAGUGAAUACAGGCACUUUAGAGUCUACAAUUCCUUCCUUUCAUGUGAUGUAAAUUUCAUAAUGCAUUUGGAUAUUUUUAGUUCAGAUAUUUCUGAUAAUCAAAUGAAUGUGUGUAAAGUCAACUAUUUGCAAAAGAAUUCCAGUUUAGUCCAACGAAAGUGAUCACAUGGUGUCAAGUGUUUGGUCCUAAUCUGCUGUGCAGAGAAGAAAUGCAUGAGUAGAAUUACUUUUUUUUCUUUCUACUUAAUAUAUGGUGCAUAUACUUAAAUACUUCAGUUUAUUGUUAUUGUACAUUUAUAUGGAAAUUUAUUUUAGAUUGUUGUAUUAUUUCUACUGUUCUGCAUAUUACACACAGAAUGUGAUUAUUAUAUACGCUAGUAUCAGGCUGAUUGGUAUAAAAACACAUUCUUUUGUAAAUGUAAAUUUCUACAUCUAAAAUUUGUCAAUUUUUGAAUGAAAAGGGCUUAUCCUGAAUGUCAUGUACAUCUUUAAAAGGGAGACAUCAUUUUAAAAAAACUUGUUGCAAGUGAAAAUGGAUGUUGAACUGAUUAUUAAAUCCUCAGAGAAGACUUACAGAAAUUCUUCAUAGUAAUUAAACUGGUCAUUCUAUCAGACAAAAUCCUUUUAUUACAAAACCAUAUCACACCUCAGACUACAUUUUUAGUCUACAUAUAGGUAUUUUACAUUGUACUGUGAAUGACAUUCAUUCAAAAAGUAUAGAGUUGAUAAAUACAAGUAUUUUGUCUUAUUAUUAUUAACCCUUGCUUCACCUUGUCCCUGCUUUCUACAUAUAUAAUGUUCCUCUUUUGUUAUUUGUUUAUUAUUUCAUAUAUGUUAAACUUGUUAAUAAUCAAAACAAGGUUUCAUCUGAAUGUUCUUUAGUAUGUCCUUGAGCUUGUUAUUAAGUAGUCCUGUAAAUGAAUGGUCCUUAGUAUUAAAGAAGUUUGCCUUUAGACAGUAAUUCAAACCAUGGGUACACACAGGCACUGCUAAAAUACAAGUCGAAUUAAUCCAAGGUUUUCCAACGGAGAGGGUCAAAAUAGAACAAUAGAAAUGUUUGAAUUUUCUUGAACAGGUUCCCUUUUAGAUCCCUCUCAAGAUAUUCCACUUCUUAUAGGACAAGAUUUGGUUGUUUAAAGCAGCCUUAAUCUUUGUAAAGAUUUCAAACUGUACUAAAGGCCAUCCCUAUCAUCUGGUCACAUGUCAUCUGCUGUCAUGAAAGUUGAGCUUCUGUUCACAUAGUGGACAAUAAUCUUUUCUAAAGAGACUGUUUUAAGGCUCACCUCUUUGUUAACAAUCUGACAUUAAUCUUUUCUGAAGAGACUGUAUUAGGGCUCAAAUUUUUGUUAACAAUCUAUUCUUUGUUCAUUUGGCGUUAGGACAUUCCAUGAUUGGUGUAAUUUGUUUGGCUGUUGUUUAUAAAAGAAGCUGUGAUGGUUUUUAAUUACAUUCCAAAUUUUAUUUUUGUUGACUGAUUUAUAUAUAUAUAUAUGCUUACUCAGUCUGAAUGUUAUGAGCGUGAUUGUGAAUGGGACACAUUAAACUUACAAUAAUGUCUUGCCAUAUAAGUUUAUAUAUUAUAUAAAUUAGAAAUUAUAUAUAUAUCUGUGAAAUUUUAAAGGAAAUAGUUCACUUUUUAAAACAUUCCUUACAAGAGACAGGUAUACUCUUUCAUCAGUAACCAUUGUCGCUAUUUCACAGGUUUUUAAUGUCCCAAGAGGUUGUUAGAAAGACAAUUCAACAUUUGUUAUCCCUUUUAAAUAAAACAUAUAUAACAUAAGGUUGAUGCAUGUUCUUAAUAUAAAUAAAUGUACUUAAAUAUAUAAGAGACAUAAAAUCACAACGCUGAUGUUUAAUGUGUUUUAAAUUCACUGAACCUUUUUUGUAUUUAGACUUGGCUAGAUGUGUGCUAAGUAUUUGAUAUGAAUUCAAACGUUACACUACAGCAGUGGGGUUGUUUAUGGGUCAUUUUAGAUAGUUAGCUUCCUUAGAUUACCUAGUCAUUGUAAAUGUGGGAAAUUUUUACAUGGUAUACAAAUUCUACAGCAAAUAGUUGUCAAAACUAAUUUGUGUUCAGACAUUAAUGGGAAGAUGUUUGAUACAUUUACUUUCAAUGUUAUAUUUGUGAAAAUGUUUGAAAUGAAGUCCAACAUGAUGUAAGGUUACACUGUUAUAUUAUUGAUGUAAACAUUUUGUCACUUUUACAAUGUAUGAUUUUUUUUCAACAUUGGAAAUCAUGAUUAAAGAAAAGUAACUCAAUUAAUUGAAUAUUUAAAAUUCAACUUUUAAAAAAAAAGAUUGAUUCUUUGCUGUUGAAAGUAUAAGACUGGAUUGUCCAUACAGGAAACCCAUGUCAAAAAUGUAUAUAUUUUUUUAAUUUUAUGUGGGCAUUUGUAUGUAGAAUACUAUUUCAGUAAGACAUGUAUGGCAAUUUUCUUGUUUAAAGAAAUGAGCAUUUAAAAUCAUCUUCCACAUGUGAAAGAAAGCUGCUCUUUCAAAUUGACAGUAAAUCUUUGUAUUAGACUUCCUUGUACAUACCAUAUAUGUUUUAAUGAAACUUUAUUGGAAAGAACUAUCCACUCAUUCAAGUAUUGUAUACAUUUAAGAAAUCCAUAUAUAUUUAUCCUUUAUUAUUUAUUUGAAAUAAAGAGAAAUUAUAGUCAGUUGUCCUUGCAAGCAGUAUUCACCAUGUAAUAUUGAAUGUAUAGUGUUUUGUUAAAGAGUAUACUGAAAUAUUGAAUUUAUUGUGUUUUUUUUAAGAGUACAUGCAAACUAGACACUGAAAUAUUGAAUUUAUGGUAACACUUUGUGUCAGUUGUGUUCUAUGAUUAAGUGAUAUAUUUUAUCCUGCAGCAGUUAUUUCAUCAGUCUAAUUUAUUAAAAGAUUUUUUUGUCUUAUACAUUGACCACCUCUGACAAUAUACAAAAUCAUUUCAUGCCUGGAGCAUGUAGUUUCAUUAACUUUUACGAAAGAAAGUAGGUUUUCACAAUGUUGAAAUUGUUCUGAUAAAUUAAAAAUUGGUAAUUCCUUCUCAAAACUUGCAGGAAAAAUGGAAGAUAUAUAUUGACUUGAAUGUAGGGUUUACUCAUACAGGAAAUGGAACCGUAAUAGUCUUCUGCAUCUUGUAGCGAGUAAAAUGUAUAUUCACAAUCAACUGUUUAUAUAUUGUGAUUUAAACAAUUGUGAUAUUUAGUUAGUAUAUAAGUGGUUAUACAAAAGAUUACUGUUAAAGCGUACAAGUUAUAUUUUGAAUGAUUUUAUACUUCAUGCAUUCCGUUGAUGAAAUAUUUAAAAACAAUGGUGAAAAAGAUAAUCUUUUAUUUACUGACAAAAUAUUGUCUGUGAUGUUCACAGAAAAGAAUUUUUUUUAAACCUGUAAUACCUGUAAAUCUAUUGACAAUCUAAUGUUAAUGUCUGCAUAAUUUGUUCAAAGAUUUAAAAUGUAUUGAAAUAAGGCAAGAGAUGUACAUUUAUCAGAGAUCUUAUUCAUUACUGUUAGGUUUAGAUUUAAAGUUGUAUUUUAAGAUAAGUUUUCCUUGAGACAGGAAAAACAUAUCCUCUGCAAACUUAGUUACAAUCAGUAGAUUCUGAAUUAAUGCAUUCAAUGCCAACUAGCUAAUGUGACCAAUAAACCAAAAUUAGGAAAUGUUGAGAUCUAAGUAUUUCAGUAACAGGCUGCAAUUCCUACUCUCAAAAACAAGCAUUUGGUAUUCUAUUUCAACUUUUUGUCCUGCAGUCAUCUAAUUUUCUAUUUGAAAUAAAUUAAUGGAAUAUUGUUUUUGAUAUUGUACUUAUUGUAAGAGUGAAUUUAUCAAACAGUAUACUUACAAUGUUAAAAAAUGUAAAAUUUAUUGUAUGGCCUAAAAAAUAGGAAUAAACUUGGCAAGCCUUGCUUUUCCUCCUGUUUAUAAAGCACAUACAAAUAAAUGUUUUAUUUUUGAAAAAAUAUAUAUCUUGUAUAUACUUAAUCGACACAUGGACACAGUAUGAAUACGUUACACAAGUUUGUCAUAAUUGUAAGAUUAAUUUUUUGUUGAAUUGAUAAAAAGUGUGGAUAUGUCUGAAUGUGAUAAAAGUGUAUACUGAUAAAACUGAUCUGUGCCUUCAAAAUAAAAAUAUACACAAUUCAA